CUCCAGCUCGCGCGCAGCGGCCCCACCCAGCCGCCUGCGGGCGCGGCGGCCUUGCCGCCCUCGCGCGGGGCGCGGGGGGCGGUGGCCCCGAUGGUGGUCGCCGAGCCGCUGUUCAUGGGAUGUGCCGGCCGCUCCUGCGGCGAGUUGGCGUUACCCGCCGCGGCGGCAGCGGCAACGUCGUUCGCAGCGCACGACGCGGAUGGGGCCGUUGACCAUGGAGCGUCGUUCCUGGGUCACGAGGCCUCCCACCAGGCGUUCGCGGCGCACGCCUCGGGCGCGGGGUGCCACGAGGCUCACGACGAUUUCUUGGCAGGUGGCCCAGGCCUCUCCGCAUUGCGGCUGGGCCCAGGGCACGGCAUUGCCAGGCAUGCCUCUGCGCAGAGCGCUGCUGCCCUCAGCUUCGCGGAGGCUGCGCAGGGCUUCCUGAUCCCGGCUCCAGCUGGUCUGCAUUCUGCAGGGCGGGAACCCCUCCGCCUGACGCCCGAGCUGCUCGCCGAGAGGC
Prorocentrum cordatum is the source of this 502-nucleotide messenger RNA. The record is from the annotation of a GenBank genome assembly. NCBI's taxonomy places the organism in Eukaryota, Dinophyceae, Prorocentrales, Prorocentraceae.